Messenger RNA from Rotaria sp. Silwood2, 1989 nucleotides. The record is from the annotation of a GenBank genome assembly. NCBI's taxonomy places the organism in Eukaryota, Metazoa, Rotifera, Eurotatoria, Philodinida, Philodinidae.
AUGAAAGAUUCUGAAACAUUAUUGCCAAUUGAUAACGAUGACAAUGAUACGAAAAAUAAUGUUUAUUGGAAAUAUGAAAAUAAUAAUAAUAAAACUAUGACAAAUCAUGAAGAAUUAGUUGGCGGUUGUUGUGUUUGUUCUGAUGAUCAAGGCUUUUCAAAUAAUGUUCUAGUUUAUUGUGAUGGAAAAGGUUGUACAGUAGCUUGUCAUACAGCUUGUUAUGGAAUUGUAUCAAUUCCUGAUGGUGAUUGGUAUUGUCGUCGAUGUGAAGUUGGCGCAAUUCAAGCACCGUGUCGUUUAUGUCCGUUAAAAGAAGGUGCAAUGAAACAAACAUCUGAUGGUAAUUGGGCACAUGUUAUAUGUGCACUUUAUAUACCUGAAGUAUCAUUUGGCAAUGAUGAAACCAUGGAACCAAUUAUACUGUCAAGAAUUCCAUCAAUACGUUAUGGACAACCAUGUUCUAUUUGUAUUCAAAAUGGACGUUCAAAAUCAGAUGCAAUUAAAGGUGCAUGUUGUGAAUGUAGAGUUAAAAAUUGUUCACAAUUAUUUCAUGUCACAUGUGCACAACAAGCUGGAUUAUUAUAUGAAGAUGUGAGAAAAAAUAAUUGUCAAUAUCCAAUUUAUUGUGAAUAUCAUCGACCGAAAUUUUCUAAAUUUAUUAGACAAGUACCUGCCUUUCAAUAUCAAUCAUCAGAACAAAAUCAUAAUUCAAAAGAAAAAAGAAAUCCAUCGGAAUUAUCUGAUUUUUUUAAUAAUACUAUUGCUCAAACAAAUGGUUCAUUAUUAUCAGAAAGACAAGAACAAGUGGACAAUACAACUAGUCAAAAUUCAUCACAAGUUACAUCAAAAAUUAAUCAUUCACACAAUAUUGAAUUAAAUAAACAAGAACAAACGUCUAGUUCAUCAUUAUGUCAAAAUCAAUUAAUAUCCGAUACAAGAGACUUAUCAAUUGUUAAUUUAAAAUCAUCAAAUGUCAAUAGUGAUCAGAAAACAUCAACAUCUACAUGUACAAAUAUUUCUUCUAAUGUUUAUAAUAAUCUUUCAUCAAAAGAAACUUUUACUCCAAAAAUCAAAAUUGAAGUGAAUGAUAUCGAUUAUCAAAUAGUCGAAAAAGAUAAACUUAAUAAAGAUGCACAAUUACAUAAAAAACGUCAUUAUUCAAAUGAAGACGGUCCAAGACUAGUUGGUCGUCUUCCAUCAAAAAAACCUUAUUUAUCUCAAUUAAAACAUAGUAAUCAUUCAAUAUCUCCAGAAAAAAAUCUAAAACCUAGCGAAUCUCAAACUAAAAAUGAUCAAGCAAAUAUUGAUUUUUAUUCUCAUCAAUUUUUAAAUAAUUCUUCAAUAACAUUAAAAACUUCAGAACAUUCAUUUCCACCUCAAACUUUAGAAGAAUUUCUUGAACAAGAAUGGGAAUUAACAAGUGAUUUUCUUCUUGAACAAAAUAUGCCACGUGAUGUUUCAUCAUUAUUAUCAUGUUUAUAUCAAUUUAAAUCUGAAAAUGCUUCUUUAAAAAAGAAAUUCGAUGAACUUAAACAUCGUCGAGAUUCACUUCGUGUUAUAAAUGCUAAUUUACGCCGAAAACUUUCAGAAACUGUUGCAAUUAAUGAAACACUUAAUGAAUCAUCAUGUCUUCCAAAAAAUAAUCAACAAAUAAAUAAGAAAAGUAAAUCACCUGUAAUUGAAAAACAGCAUAAAUUAAAAAAUAUGAUUCCUUCGGAUACGGAAUUUAUUUCAACUAACUCAACUCCUUCUUCAUCAUUCUCCUAUGAACCAAUUCAUCCAUACGUAAUGCAUAAAAAUGAACCAUUACCUCUAACCCAUGGUCUUAGUCUAGAGCUACUCUCUCAAAUUUUUACAACUAGUGGUCCGCAACUUUUUGCACCAACAUGGAAUAUUUCUAAUUUUGGUUAUGCGAAUUUUCCCGGCGCUAAUUCAAUAUCAGUAUCUGAUGAACCAAUAAUACGUUCAUAUUCAUCUUUUCAACAAUGA